AUGCCUUUCCUGGGUCACGAGAAGGGUCAAACUCCGAGAUGUCGCAGGUCAGACGAUGAAUACGUCCUUUUUCUCCAAGGGAUUCCUGCACAUUGUCGCUGGCAAGAAUUGAAAGAUCUGGUGCGGCAGACGGCUUUGCAUAUCCGUCAGGCCGUAGUUUACGACGAUAGCCAAGGGGUUCCGACGGGUCUGGGACAGAUCAUUAUCAAAAAUGAGGACGAGGCAUGGCGAACGUAUCACCGAUUGUCCACGAAUGGGUGGGAAGGCUCUAGCUUGGUCGUGACUCUGGCUCGUACCAGCUCACCUACGAAACCUGUCGCUGGGCCUACGAGAAGUCCCCCAGUGAUCGAGAUGAAUUCAUACAUGUCGGGUCAUUCGACGCCGCCGCGAUUACAGGCCAACAUGACGGUACCCCCUUCACCAAUCUCGUCAACUUCGGAUCACUCUGGAAGUGGGCUCUCAUGGCCAUAUCCUGAGUUUAUUCCCAUGAAGGGGCCACUGACAAUCACCCAUCCACCUUGUGUACCAAUGGUAUCUGACCUGCAUCGAUGUCUUCCACCUUCCCCUCUGAUACCCGGCUCGAUGUUUGACGUUCAAGCUUGGAACAUGAUGCCCGCAAUGUAUCCUCUCUCUCCACCCAUCCAUUCUCUCCACGACACUGCCCGACGAGACACGCCAUACUAUGCCCACCACAACCACUAUCUCGCCCAGCCGGAAUGGGCUACUCCUCCCAGCUCGUCCAGCUCCCCAGUUCCUUAUUCCUCUCCUUCCCCUUCUCCCCGUGAGCUGCUGAUCCACAACCUGAGCUCAAAUACCACAGAGGGAGACCUGAUCCAACUCCUCCAAGAGGCAGGAACUGUCGAACACUGCAGUAUGGUCACCAGGCCCCGAGCUCAUCCUCAUUCUCCCUCCUCUGACCCUCAUGCAUCCGUGGUGAUGAAAUCUGCCGACGAGGCCAAGCGCGCAUCGCAACUGUUCCAUGGAACACUCUUCAAGGGGUCACAUAUCCUCGUUCAGCUUACAACGUUCACUGGAAACCUCAACACUAUUGCCCAAUCACCCAGAGGAAGCUGGGAUGAAUCUACAGCCCUCGACGAGUCCGAACAGAGCGAUCGAAGCUCCGAUUGCAGUGGACCUCGGGUGAGAAGCGUCUCUGCCAAAGAAACUGGACAGAUGCACUUUUCGAAACCUCUCGUUGUUGACGGGAGUGGGUUACCGAAAAAGAAAAGUUCCCUGAGAGAUGGAAUGGAUCAGCAUUCUCGAUGCCAUCAUUGA
Molecule: messenger RNA, 1275 nt
Organism: Penicillium oxalicum
Lineage: Eukaryota; Fungi; Ascomycota; Eurotiomycetes; Eurotiales; Aspergillaceae
Product: RNA-binding protein
Exons: 4
Coding region: 1-1275 (424 amino acids)
Cellular component (GO): cytoplasm; ribonucleoprotein complex; nucleus
Molecular function (GO): mRNA binding
Source: RefSeq, a predicted model, not a curated record